Acanthoscelides obtectus is the source of this 1491-nucleotide messenger RNA. The record is from the annotation of a GenBank genome assembly. Lineage: Eukaryota; Metazoa; Arthropoda; Insecta; Coleoptera; Chrysomelidae.
AUGCUCACCAUAUCCAAUGCUUCAGUGAACAAAAUAGAUCCUAAGCUCAAAUACUUUAAACACUUAAAGUAUCUGGAUCUGUCUAACAACAACGUUCAGAUAUCUUCAAUACCUAGUCUGAACAGUUUGGAAGAACUCAAGCUUAGUGCGAAUAGCUUGAAGAGAGUUAACAUUUCAGCACUGCCGCAUCAAAUUAAAGACCUAGACUUAUCUAACAAUCUCUUAACCGAGGUUCCAAAAGACAUUAGAGCCUUACAGUCUUUGAAGACCUUGCAUCUACAGAAGAACCCUAUCGACUGUGACUGCAUGAAUGUUAUAAUGUACGAAACUCUAUUGAAGAGUGGAGUUAACAUACCCGAACCUGUGAUGUGCCAUUCUCCGAAAAAAUACUCUGGGAAAGAUAUCAGUACUGUGAAUUGCACACUUGGAGAUGUAAUGCUCAACGAUGAUUAUGAAGGCUCCGGGGCUUCUGAUAUAUUUGAAGAUAGUCCGAUCAGUAACGUACCAUUUGUACCAGAGGAAGAAGACGUUAUAGUAGAUAAUAACACCAUCAUAGACGACAGAUUACCAGAAGAAGAACUCAUCAAGACCCAGGGUCCAGAAAAUGUUUUGGGUCCAGUGAUCGAAGAAGAAGGUAGCGGUGAUGAGGGUAGUGGGUACAUCAUGCUUCCUGAUAGUGGCAUUCUAGGCUGCAUAGAAAAUUGCAGCACACCAGGACCAGUAGGAACACACGACGAAGCCUCUGCUUCUGCUCCUCCAAGUGUGGUGGAUCAAUUCGGAAUGCUCUGGGAAGACAUCAAUCCCUUCAAAGAGCGAGAGGAGUCCACCAAAGUUAGCUCAACUACAUCUCAUCCAAAAGACUUCGCUAAAGAGCCUAGGAUGUUCAAGGAAACUGUGCCAACGAUAGAAAAAAAUUCCGUUAAAGACGAGGAUGUAGAAGUUGUUAGUAACAGAACGCAAGCCAAAGAAAUGGAGAGGGCUUCUGUAGCGCCACAAAACUCCAACGCAGUGUACGCUAUUGUUGGUAUUGGCGUGUUCCUAGCCUUUGUGUUUUUGAUAUGUUUUAUUAAAAAGCGCAAGACCAGCCGGAACUCCAAGCACAAACGUCAAAUUCCUCAGCUGGGUGAAGAAAUGAAACCUCUCACCAAACCCCUCAUUCAAGCUGUCAACGAAAAGCCUUCUAAAAAUAUUCCUGAGCACAUUCCUUUGAUCAACGGUCAAAAUGGUAAGCCAAAAAACGAUGCUCCGCUGUUGACAUCCUUCACACCUCUAGCUCAUCCUGAGUUUACCAAAGAAGGCGAUCUACCACAAGACCAAGACCAUGACGAAGUAGAGAUGCGCACCAAAUACCAGCCGGAGUUGCUUACUCCGCAACGGGAAAGAGUAACCAUCCGGGAAUCUGAGAUUCCAGAUUCUAUCCCAAAGACCCCGUUGUUGGUCCAUCGUCAGAAAAAUAGUGAAGGUGAAAUUGUUACUACGGUAGUUCCCUGA